This is a messenger RNA of Pterocles gutturalis (yellow-throated sandgrouse), 1892 nucleotides long. It is a transcript of the gene ACSL3, whose product is annotated as acyl-CoA synthetase long-chain family member 3. The record is from RefSeq and is a predicted model, not a curated record. Gene Ontology annotation, cellular component: lipid droplet; plasma membrane; endoplasmic reticulum. NCBI's taxonomy places the organism in Eukaryota, Metazoa, Chordata, Aves, Pterocliformes, Pteroclidae. The annotation marks the transcript as partial. The transcript is spliced from 12 exons. Gene Ontology annotation, molecular function: long-chain fatty acid-CoA ligase activity. Gene Ontology annotation, biological process: neuron differentiation; long-chain fatty-acyl-CoA metabolic process; long-chain fatty acid metabolic process.
GAUCUUUUUGGAUCCCUGUCUAAUUGAUCCAUGUUUCCAAACUCUCCCUUGUAACCUUCACAAGCAGCCAACAUGAAAUUGAAGCAUAACAUCAAUCCCGUUCUUCUACAGUUUAUAAACUUUAUAAUCUUGGUGUACUCCAUUGUAACGUACAUUCCGUGGUACAUAUUUUCAGGAUCAAGGCAGGCUAUAGCAAAAGCCAAGCAGGUUAAAGCUAAACCUGUGAAUAACAAGCCUGGGGCUGCGUACAGGUCUGUGAACAGUCUACAUUGCUUAGCUUCAGUUUUAUAUCCUGGCUGUGAUACACUCGACAAAGUUUUUAAAUAUGCUAAGACUAAGUUUAAGGACAAAAAACUCUUGGGAACACGUGAAAUCCUAAAAGAGGAAGAUGAAAUCCAGCCAUCAGGAAAAGUUUUUAAAAAGGUCAUCCUUGGCAAGUACACCUGGCUUUCAUAUGAAGAUGUAUACAUUAAAGCUGUUAAUUUUGGAAAAGGCUUAGCAGUGUUGGGUCAGCAACCAAAGACUAACAUUGCUAUCUUUUGUGAGACUAGAGCCGAGUGGAUGAUUGCAGCACAGGCCUGCUUUAUGUGCAACUACCAGCUUGUUACUCUGUACGCUACUCUGGGAGGCCCAGCAAUAGUACAUGGGCUAAAUGAAACAGAGGUGACAACCAUCAUUACUAGUAAAGAAUUGAUGCAAACAAAAUUGAAGGAGAUUGUUUCUCAAGUUCCAUUGCUGCGACAUAUUAUUACUGUGGAUGGCAAACCAAUAACAUGGGCAGAGUUUCCCAAGGGUGUCAUCGUUCACACGAUGGCUUCUGUGCAAGCCAUGGGGGCCAAGGCAGAUAUCGGAAACAAACAGCAGGCCAGGCCUGUGCCCUCGGAUAUCGCCGUGAUCAUGUACACUAGUGGAUCCACAGGAGUUCCCAAAGGAGUUAUGAUCUCCCAUUGCAACAUAAUUGCUGGGAUAACUGGAAUGGCUGAGAGGAUUCCAAGUCUGGGGGAAAAAGACAUCUAUAUUGGCUAUUUGCCUCUUGCGCAUGUUCUGGAGCUGAGUGCUGAACUUGUGUGUCUGUCUCAUGGAUGCCGCAUUGGUUAUUCUUCGCCUCAGACAUUAGCCGACCAGUCCACUAAAAUAAAGAAAGGAAGCAAAGGUGAUGUUACUACACUUAAGCCAACUCUAAUGGCAGCUGUCCCGGAAAUUAUGGAUCGGAUCUACAAAAAUGUAAUGAAUAAAGUGAAUGAAAUGACUAGUUUCCAGCGGAAUCUAUUUAUAUUGGCCUACAACUACAAAAUGGAACAGAUUUCCAAAGGUUACACUACCCCGCUCUGCGACAGCCUUAUUUUCCGGAAAGUACGAAUGCUGCUAGGUGGAAAAAUUCGCAUCCUGCUUUGUGGAGGAGCUCCACUCUCUGCAGCGACUCAGCGGUUUAUGAACAUUUGUUUCUGUUGCCCUGUAGGACAGGGAUAUGGACUAACAGAAUCAGCUGGAGCUGGAACAAUCAUGGAAGUUUGGGACUAUACUACAGGGAGAGUGGGAGCACCUUUGGUCUGUUGUGAAAUCAAGUUAAUGAACUGGGAAGAAGGUGGAUAUUACAACACUGAUAAACCAUAUCCUAGAGGUGAGAUUCUUAUUGGAGGGCAAAAUGUGACACUGGGCUACUACAAAAAUGAAGUACGAACCAGAAAAGACUUCACUGUUGAUGAGAAUGGGCAGAGAUGGCUCCACACUGGAGACAUUGGAGAGUUUCAGGAAGAUGGAUGUCUAAAAAUUAUAGACCGUAAAAAAGAUCUUGUAAAACUCCAGGCAGGAGAAUAUGUUUCUCUUGGCAAAGUAGAAGCAGCUCUAAAGACUCUUCCACUGGUAGAUAAUAUUUGCGUGUAUGCAAGCGG